Molecule: messenger RNA, 1620 nt
Organism: Populus nigra (black poplar)
Lineage: Eukaryota; Viridiplantae; Streptophyta; Magnoliopsida; Malpighiales; Salicaceae
Product: probable protein S-acyltransferase 12
Exons: 7
Coding region: 298-1194 (298 amino acids)
Biological process (GO): peptidyl-L-cysteine S-palmitoylation; protein targeting to membrane
Cellular component (GO): endoplasmic reticulum; Golgi apparatus
Molecular function (GO): protein-cysteine S-palmitoyltransferase activity
Source: RefSeq, a predicted model, not a curated record
ACUUAAGUGAUUAUGAAGGCGACCACCGCCAGUACACCCGCCUCGACACCAACCCUCCCAAACACGUUUUCGUCUCCCUGCCCAGAAUUAAACCUUCUGAUCCACUCCUUCCAUAAACCCGAAAAUCAAUUAAGUUGAAUCCCAUCCUCAAACCUGGCUCGGAAUAUCUUGAAACGCCUAUUCCCUCCUCGAACCCGAAGACCCGUUCCAGUCAUCCCUCUCGAAAUCAGACCGCUCACUGCAAGCAGCAGCAGCAGCAGCGGCAGCAGGAGCAGCAGCAGCAAUUGCCUCUUUAAUAUGGAAAUAAACGUAUUCAAAUUAUGUUCUGGCCUCAAAGUCCUCGGCUACUUAAUGAUCCUUCUAGUUGCCGCCAUCGUCGCCGUCUCAUACCACGCCGUUGUAAUUGUUACCUGUGGCCCACAGUUACUUCGCGGUGGAGCCCAUUCUGUUUUGGCUUUUGCUAUUAUCAUGAUCUUUCAUUUUCUGCUUAUAAUGUUACUGUGGAGCUAUUUUACGGUGGUUUCCAAGGACCCUGGUUCUGUGCCUGAAAAUUGGAGAGCUGUACUUCCAGAGGAGGCUUUGGAGACUGGUUCUUCAUUGAAUGAUAGGUCAGAUUGUGUAGUUGCUACUGAUGGAUUGGAUCGCAGAGCGUUUUGCAAUCACUGCCAGAAUGGAAAGCCGCCGCGUUGUCAUCAUUGCUCUGUUUGCCAAAGAUGUGUUCUCAAGAUGGAUCACCAUUGUGUUUGGGUGGUGAAUUGUGUUGGAGCACGUAACUACAAGUUUUUUCUUCUUUUCUUGCUAUACACAUUCACGGUGACGACAAUGGAUACUCUAGUAUUGUUGCCUGGUUUCAUCAACUUCUUCGGCAAAGCCAAGAAUCAUUCCAGCUCUCCCGGUGAUCUAGCAGUCAUCUUUUUGGCUUUUGUUCUUAAUUUGGCUUUUGCUCUCAGUCUUCUUUGUUUCCUGGUUAUGCAUGCAUCUCUUGUAUCAAGCAACACCACCUCAAUAGAGGUUUAUGAGAAGAAAGGAGCAGCCAGGUGGAAGUACGACUUAGGCAGGAAGAAGAAUUUUGAACAGGUUUUUGGCACAAAGAAGGCACUGUGGUUCUUUCCAUUAUUCUCCAAGGAGGAUGUGGAUAAAAUACCUGCACUUCAUGGCCUAGAUUUUCCAAUACGCGCAGAUCUUGAAUCCUGAGGCUUGGUGAGGUCAUGAUCCUUCCUCUUUCCACUGCUGGAGUUUCUGGAAACGCAGUGAACACGGGAUGAAAAAGGUUCAGUCCAUUCUACUUCAUUUAUUCAUAACCUUGGUUAUGAGAAGAUGCACCUGAAAUUUAGGGGCAGCCACGAAUAUUUGCUUUGCCAUGGGAUGUUGAUUUUUGGAGUGGGUAUCAUAUCAGAAGGAUAACUUAUGUACUAUAUAGCAAAGUGGGAAGUAUGUAGUAUCUGAUGAUAUAACUAUUACACUGGAAUGGCAUUGCAAAAUCUACAAUUUUGGCCAUUGCACAAGUGUGUGCAGUUAUGUAGAUUUGAUGGCAAUUUUUCUGCCAUCCUCUUUAUUAUGUGGUCUCCUUCUGUGUUCAUCAAUCAUGUUGCAAAUCCAAAAUUUAUUUACAUUGACUUC